Camellia sinensis is the source of this 1031-nucleotide messenger RNA. The record is from RefSeq and is a predicted model, not a curated record. Lineage: Eukaryota; Viridiplantae; Streptophyta; Magnoliopsida; Ericales; Theaceae.
UCAAUGAAUAAUUUUUUUAUUUUUUUGUCAUAUGAUAAGAUAUUAGGAGAUUAGUAAAUUAGAUUACAAUAAAAAGAUCUCACUUGUUUCAUCGACUUAAAUGUUGAAUAUCUGACAUUUUCAUUAUCCCAAGAGACAAUUACAUAGACCAUUGGACCGGCUAUCUUGUUCGCCAAUGAAUAAUUUACAACUAAGUCGGUUUUGGUCAAUUUUCCGUUUCGAAAAACAGUACCCUAAUUUUUUGAGUCCCAGUGCCUCUAUAUAUAUAUUUCCAUAUGGAGGUUCCUUCCACAAUAAAACCUAUCUAUACUUGUUCUUGAAAGGCAAAGUUCCUUCUCUGAACCUUUGAAUAUGGGUCGAACAGUGAAGUACGAGUUCAUUGCUGAUGAACGUGUUCGGAAGCAGACAUUUCGGAAAAGAAAGGCUGGAUUAUUGAAAAAGGAUCUGUUGCUCAACCGGAUGUUUGGCCUUCUCCAAAUGAAGCAUCCCAUUUGCUCCAAAGGUUUUGAAAACUUGCCUAGCAUGAAACAAACUGCUAAAAUGAUGGACCAAGAAAAAUUUCUUAAGAAAAACGUAACAAGAAUGAGUAAGAAUUUGGACAAGGAAAAAAGAAAAAUCAGGGGGUUGAAAUUGAACAACAAAUGACCAAAUUCUUGUUUGAAAAAAAUUUGCAUGAUUUUAGCGACUUGGAUGAUCUGAGAGAUGUUGCUUCCCUUUUGGAUGAGAAGAUUAAUUUGAUGAACGAUAAGCUUGAAAACAUCGCGAACGAGAUUGGGAGUGGAUCAAGGUGUGGCAAAGAGAAGCAACAAUCCAUUUGAAGAUAAGCACCGAUGAAACGGAUCCUUGGGGCAUCGGUGUAUCAUGAAAGUUCAAUUCUUAGUGUGUUUAGUUGUGCUUUUUGUUAAGGAAGUUCGCUUUCCUGUUAUCCCAAAAAAAUGUAUUUCUAUUUUAAGAAUUCUAGGUUGUUUAAUGUCACAAACUUUGUUGGAUUAUUUACUUUUCUACUUCUAACCCUUUGAUGUAUUUUCUUA